Molecule: messenger RNA, 1761 nt
Organism: Cadophora gregata
Lineage: Eukaryota; Fungi; Ascomycota; Leotiomycetes; Helotiales; Ploettnerulaceae
Exons: 3
Coding region: 1-1761 (586 amino acids)
Source: RefSeq, a predicted model, not a curated record
AUGUUUAUCAACGCGGAGCCCGGAUAUGUCUCCAACGGCUUCGAAGCCUUUGUCCCAUUCCACGGAACGGAGGCGGCGUUUCAUCAAAGACUUGUUGAGAUGGCGAACAACGAUGCCAAGGCUUGGAGUAUCUUCAGGCCCGUGUUAUCGUCAACUAGUGGCAGCUGGGAUGGAAACCUCGAUGAGUACAGCAACAACGAAAACUUUCAAGUUCACAGCCUGUACGGAGGAUACUACCCAGAGACAUGUUGUGUUACCCCGAGCCAAGCUGUAGAUUUGCCUGGAAUCGUGGGCUACUCGCAGGCACACCAACCUCAACACCAAUCCUACGAAAAUAUCUCCACCUCGCAACCACCGUACCAGGAGCAAACAAGCGAAAUGAUAUGUCUCGGAAGACCAAGCCCAAUGCUAGGGAAUGACUAUUCCCAGAUGAGCUUGGUCCGAGGACGAGGAAGCUUUGCUGAAUUUUCGAGCGUACGAAACGUCUUGAAGAAUGUCGGCCAUCAACCUCAGGCUAACGGCGGCAAUUCAUCGUUCACAUCGCCUUCUGGUUUACCUCAAUCGACAUAUGCUGAGAGAACCUCCAUGCAAGACAAUUCAAUGAAAAUCUCCGCCACAAGCGCUGAAAUUGUUCACAGCAGCUACUCAGAACCGCAAGCAUUUGCCGACUGUCGAACGAUAGACUCUACUAAUACCAGGAGCAGUGACAUAUCGACUAUCAAGGCCUACUGUUGGCCAGACAAUUUGCGCGGAAGUAAAGGGCCUAUAAGCUCGUUUGAGCUUCCUUUUAGUAACGACGGAUUGCCGAGAUGCCCACCGCAGCAAUACAGCGAUCCUUGGAGCUCCACCUCUGGAUCAACAUCGACAUGGGGUCCGCAAUCCCUGGCUUCCAACACUAUAUCUCCUAAGUUGCUGACUUUGAACGUCUCGUCAGCGUCUCUCUCAUCCUCUGGAUCAAGCCAAGACUCAUUGCUGGCACUGUCCGACUCCAGUCCUGUCAUGGCGGUUGAUGGCCCUGGAGUGAGAUUUAUUCCGGAAGAACUCCAACUUGUUGAGCCACAACCUCUUCGUCGGCACCGUACAGCGCUUCCCGACUGCGUCCCCAGCUCUCGCAGAUUCGUACCGGUAGUGCCCAGCAAUGAUUUCCCUCCGAGCAGAAACGCCAAGAAGCAUUCGAAGGUGAUCAAAUUUCCACGUUACACUCGCAGAAAGAGCAGUCCUCCACCAAAAGACAUCCAGAAUCCCUCCUACAAUCACAGUCCGAGUCCGAGCCCACGUAUUUCGGAGGCUUGCUCUCCAAGAUCAGUUGCCACCCCCGCGUGGAUUGAUCCAAAGGCCUGGCAGCCAGCGAUUUCACCACAGCCCAGAGCUGAAGCACAAGUAUUAGAGACCCGAGAAUCCAGAGAUGAGUUCCUAGUCAACUCGAGAUUGGCUGGAAUGAGUUACAAAGACAUUCGUCGGCAAGGAAACUUCAAAGAGGCAGAAUCAACCCUCAGAGGACGUUUCCGCACCCUGACGAAGGACAAGACUCAACGAGUAAGGAAACCAGAGUGGGAAGAUAAUGAUGUUCGGCUUCUGAAGAGAGCUGUACUGAAGCUCAGCAGAGAAUCCGACAGAGCCAAAGGCAAAAUUCCCUGGAAGCUAGUCGCUGAAUACAUCGCCAAUAAUGGAGGGUCGUACCACUUCGGCAAUUCUACGUGUCGCAAGCGUUGGGACGAGCUUGAAGGAAGAAGUCGAUGGCAAUUAGUGGGAACAAUCUAA